This is a messenger RNA of Miscanthus lutarioriparius, 1677 nucleotides long. The record is from the annotation of a GenBank genome assembly. NCBI's taxonomy places the organism in Eukaryota, Viridiplantae, Streptophyta, Magnoliopsida, Poales, Poaceae.
AUGGCCGCCGCCGCCGCCGCAGACGCGCCCGCCGAGGCCGCCGCCAUCGCGCGGCGCCUGGCCUCCUGCAACACCGGCACCCGGGAGCGCGCGGUCCGCUACCUCCUCUCCGACUUCCUGCCCGCCUCCGCGGCGCGCCUCUCCGCCACCGACCUCCUCAAGCUCUGGAAGGGCCUCUUCUUUUGCUUCUGGCACGCGGACAAGCCGCUGUACCAGAGCUCCGUCGCCACGCGCCUCGCGUCCGCGGUCUCCGCCCCGCCGUCCCCCGCCGACGGCGCCGCCUUCCUCGCCGCCUACCUCACCACGCUCCGCCGCGAGUGGGCCCACAUCGACGUCCACCGCCUCGACAAGUUCUACCUGCUCAACCGCCGGUUCCUCCACCGCGCCUUCCUUCUCCUCAGCGCCAAUUCCUUCGCCCCCGACAUCACCUCCCAGGUCGUGUCCGUGCUGUCGAAUAAGGCCCUGCUCCCGGAAGCCGAUAACGUCGCCGCAGGCACCUCCCGGGGCCUCGGGUACCAUGUCGCCGAGGCGUUCCUUGACGAGCUCUUGCCCGUGCUCCCUGUCAGCCUGGAGACAAUGGACGCCCUGCUGGCUCCGUUCUUCACUGUACUGGAGAAGUCGACUGAUAGGGUGAUGGUGAGUAAGGUGAAGGCAGGCGUGUUUGAGAGGUUACUGGAGAGUGGCAGUCAGUUGCUUGAGACGGUGAAGAAAGGGGACGAGAUGGAGAAGGGUAGUGCUGAGGAGAAGCUCGGGAAAAUUGGAUUGCUGUUUGGAUUCAGCAAGAGGUUCCUGGAUAUUGGUGCAAAGGCAGAGACGGUGCAAUCGAACCGGAAGGUGGUCUUUGGGUUGAGGGAUGCAUUUGUGAAGAUCGAGAAGGGUUUGCAGCUAUCUGGUCUUGAGAUCACUGUGCCUAAGUUUGAGGCUACUGAGGUGCCAGUGCCGCCAAAUGCAGGCGAGGAAAAGGCACAAAAGAAGAAGAAAAAGGCCAAGAAGGCUGCAUUGGCUGAAGGUGAGAUGGAGGAGGCCAAGGAUUUGAAGCGUGAGAAGAAGGGCAAGAAGGACAAGAAGGAGAAGAAAGAGAAGAAGAAAAAGAGGAAGGUGGAGGUUGUUGAUGAAGGGAACACCACUGAGAAGAGUACCGGUGCUCCUGUAGAUGACCAACAGAUGGGUGAUGGUACUGAUGGCAUUACAUUUGAUGAGACAUUAAAGUCCAAUCUUCAGAAGCAGUUUGAGAUGGCUGCAGCAGAAGCUGGUAUGCCCAAAGGGGGCAGCAGCUCAGGCGCUUCACCAGUGACACCAGCUAGUGGGAAAGUGGCAAGAAAGAGGAAGCGUUCAAAAUCUGCUGAUAAGCUGUCUGAAGCUUCUUAUGGGGAUGAUGGCAGCAAAGGUAAUCUUCUUGCCCGGGAUGGAGAGAAGAGUGGUAAGAGGGUGAGGUUCUCGAUGAAGAAUAAUUUAGUUUGGAAACCUCACAAUCCUUUGCCACCGCAGUGUUUGAGGCUGCCACCUUCGGCUACUCCAAGGGGAAGCGCACUAAAAAAGGGCGUUCAGCCAGGGCCCAUAGCACCGACGCCAUUGAAGAAGGCUAAGCCAAAGGCAAAUUCUGCAAAGAAGGUCUUGAAGAAGCAACCUUCAUCUGCUGUGAAGCGUUUGCGGAAGUUGCAGAGUUUCUCAGCAUGA